Verticillium dahliae VdLs.17 is the source of this 2703-nucleotide messenger RNA. RefSeq lists its product as uncharacterized. NCBI's taxonomy places the organism in Eukaryota, Fungi, Ascomycota, Sordariomycetes, Glomerellales, Plectosphaerellaceae. The record is from RefSeq and is a predicted model, not a curated record. The transcript is spliced from 2 exons. The coding region runs from base 1 to 2703 and encodes 900 amino acids.
AUGCAUCAACCACCACAGUAUGAGCCGAACCGCCUGGAGGUGUUGGCGGAGGAGCUGUCGGCUCGGGAGCAGUACAAGCACUAUUCGAUGCAGGGUGUCACCGAAGUCAAACCCCAACAAGGCUUUCCAUCAGAAGAGACGGAGGACAAGAGGAGACGGACGAAGGCUGACUAUCGCCCAAUUUCCAUGCGAUGGCCUUUUGUAUCGUGCCUCCUUCUACUGAUCCUCGCCGCCAUGGGCUUGGUUGCCUGGACACAGCGAUCAUUGAAGGGGACUGACAGCACGGCAACGAUUGAGCAACGGCAAGUCUUGAACGAGAGAGGCUUCGUGAAUUCGAAUGUGGCCGACGAAAUACUUCAUAUCAGGCAAGAUGCCGUGCCGAGUCCCGUGCCGACUGAAGCAGCGCCAAUUCCUGAAGCAACGCCAGAGGCCGUCCCGGAGCCAGCACCCGAGCCUACGGAAACGGUUGCCAGUGGAAAUGACGACGAUAACGGCGAUGCUGCCGCUAGACUGCGUACGACGACAGAGGAGACAUCGUCAGAGUUCACGACCACAGUCACAAUACCCGGCUCCAGCAUCUUGGAGACUGAGACCGUUCAAGUAACCAUUGAUUCAGCGAUCACCACCGACAUCACCACGACUGUCAUCGACACGGAGACGGUAGUCACGAGUAUUGUUACAUCACAAGUGGUGCCGACCACCGACUUUUCGACGCUGUCCGAUGGCUCUGUAUCCACGAUUGUCAACGAAAACACAAUAGAAGCGACGAUUCAGGCGACUGCAACAAACACAGUAUCUCGCACCACUGUUAUUCUUGCGACCAUCCCCGCCGGCCAAACGGCCACCGAAAUAGUCCGGACGAGGACUGGCCGGCCCCAGAUCUAUGUUUCGACAGGCACAACGACGCUCACCAACAUCUACACGGUUCGUGCUGAUGGCAGAACCCUCUCCAAGGGAGAAGGCGGCACGCCUGUGACCAAACUUGUUACGAGCGAAGUAGCCGGCAAGGUCGUCACAGAGACAGACCUCGGCGUACCAACGACUAUUGUGACGCCUGAUGCCAAUGGCCAGCCUAUCACGAUUGUGUCAACCCCAAGCCCAAGCACCCGCGUAACGACUCUGCCGCCGACUCGUACCGUUCUGACGUCUGUCUCGACGCCGACCUCAUCGACAGAUCGUAUCGUCAUCGAGACGACGACCCUGUCAUUCAGCGCCGUCAGCUACUUCCUCGGCAAGUUCCUGCCGCCUAUCCUCGCCAUUCUCCUCGGCAUCCCUAUUCGUGCUCUCGACUGCGCCGCCAAGCUCUAUCACCCGUUUGAGGCCCUGUCACAAUCGCGUGGCGUGUCCGGUCCGGCAUCCCUCAACCUGCACUUUGAGGGCUGGGGCGGCUUUUUCUUGCCCUUUAAGCUCAUGGGCAAGUCCUAUCCGGCGACCGGCCUCACGACUCUGCUGGUCUGCAUCUCCGCUUUCCUGACCCCUGUCGCCACCGAAGCCAUCGGCAUGAAGAUCCACGGCCAAUGCAGCGCCAACGCAAUUGACGGUUGCGGCCUCAAGCUUGGCAUCAACACCGUCGCCAGCGGCGUCCUCAUCACCAUGCUGGCCGUGCUGGCGCUUCUCGUCCUCGUGCUCCUCGGCGUUCUCGCCCGCUGGCGCUCCGGCGUCUUUGCCGAUCCCUGGUGCGUCGCCGGCAUGGCGGCCCUCGCCCGCAACCCGGACGUGCGCUCGUCCAACGAAGACGUCAAGUCGGUCGUCGCCGAGAAGCACUACGCCAUGGGCUGGUACCGCGACGCCGACGGCCGCGACGAGUACGGCCUCGUGCUCGUCGACGAGGCCGGCAGGAGCCUGCAGGGCCAGCCCGGCGCCGGCGCCUGGGACGGCCAGCCGAUCGAGGCGGAGACGCUGCAUCCGGCCGCCAGGCGGCAGAAGCCGCCCAACCACUUCAUCGCGUUGACGUGGUGGUGGCGCCUCCUGUUCGUCGUUGUGCUCUGCGGCAUCGCGGCGCUCGUGCUGUACUAUCACAUCACCAAGAAGCUGCCGCGCGAUCUGCAGCGCUUCGUCGACAGCCAGCGGUUUGGCGGGCGUUUCGUCUUCUCGGGCCUCGGCGUCGUCGUCAUCUUUGCCUCCGAGUGUCUGUUCUGCAGCGUCGCCGUCAUUGCCCCGUAUCGACUCAUGGCCAAGCGAGCCCAGCCCGCGCGCCGCUCGAUCCUCGUGACGCUUCCGACCAACUCGUUCUCUGGCAUCGCGACGGGUAUCCGCACGGGCGACCCUGUGCUGUUCGUCGUGGCGCUCAUGGCCGUCUUGUCCGAGUUCCUGCCGAUUCUGCUGGCCAACGUGCCUUACAACCUGACGCAGACAAAGCUGACGCACGACAUUUGCGCGAGAACAAGCGCCGGACUUGUCGUCCUCAUGGCCGCCGUCGUGGUCGGCAGCCUGUUCAUCCGCUGGCCUGACAUGCCUGUCGAUCCCCGGAGUGUUGGUGGCGCCAUGUGGUAUGUUUCCGAGUCGAGGUGGGUGUCAGGCCUCGGCGGUGUGGCGGCCAUGGACAAGAAGGAGAGGAGGAAGAGGAUCAAAGAGCUUGGUGGGCGGUGGUUCUACGGCAGCGUGUUCGGAAUGAGGGGCGAGCAGCUCGGUGUCGAGGUCGAGGAUGGGUAUAGGUCCGGCUAUGGCGCAGGCCAGACGGCGGAGUACCGCGGGCCUUAUUGA